AUGGGGUCUUAUGAAGGAUUUUCUGUGUAUUUUCAAAGGAUUCAAUCACAAGCAAUCGACUCCGAAGGUCCAUACCGGCUGCUUUCUUGUUCAAGCAAGGGUGACAAAGCUGGAGUGUUGCAGGAGUUAGAAAAAGGUGUGGAACCCAAUCUGGCCGAUUAUGAUAAGAGAACAGCUCUUCAUUUGGCGUCUUGUGAAGGCUGUACAGAGGUUGUGAUACUACUUCUUGAGAAAGGAGCAGAUGUGAAUUCUAUUGAUCGCUGGGGUCGCACUUUGACAUUAGAAAAUCUUCAGCCUCUGUCAGAUGCUCGUAGCUUUGGUCACGAAGGUAUUUGCAAGAUUUUGGAAGCUCGAGGCGGAAUAGAUCCGGUAGGACUUGACUCCCAGACUGCGUGCUAUGAGAUUGAUUACUCUGAAGUGGGCAUGGAUGAUGCAAUACUCAUUGGAGAAAUCAAGAAGGCAUUGCAGGGAUCAUAUGGUGAAGUUUACUUAGUCAAAUGGCGUGGUACAGAAGUAGCAGCAAAGACGAUCCGUUCCUCCAUUGCAUCAGAUCCAAGGGUGAGGAAUACCUUUCUGAAGGAACUGGGGCUGUGGCAAAAGUUGCGCCACCCUAAUAUAGUGCAGUUCCUUGGUGUUCUAAAGCACUCCGAUCGGUUGAUCUUCCUGACGGAGUACCUUCGCGAUGUGGGUUAUCCAAUUUUCAAUCAUGACUGGACCUUUUUGGGAAGUUUGUAUGACAUCCUAAAACGGAAGGGAAGACUUGAUCAGGAAACAGCAGUUUCGUAUGCUUUAGAUAUUGCAAGGAAUGUGUUACAAGAUGAGUCUGGACACCUUAAGGUUACAGACUUCGGCUUAAGCAAAAUUGCACAGGAAAAGGAUGACCAAGGUUACAUGAUGACUGGAGGAACAGGUUCAUAUCGCUACAUGGCACCUGAGGUAUAUCGUCGAGAAUCCUAUGGGAAAAGUGUUGAUGUCUUCUCCUUUGCCCUCAUAGUACAUGAGAUCUUCCAAGGAGGGCCAUCAAAUAGAACAGCACUCCCUGAGCAUAUUGCAGACAAGCGGGCAUUUGAAGAUGCUCGACCAUCUCUAUCCUCAUUUGUUUACCCAGAUCCAAUUAAGAUGCUUCUUCGAGAGUGUUGGCACAAGAAUCCUGAAAGUCGACCAACAUUUGAAGAGAUAAUAUCAAAGCUAGAGUCGAUCCAGGAGAGUUUCCAAAGCAAGAAAGACGCAGGGGGCUGUUGUUCCUGUUGCAUCUUAUAG
This is a messenger RNA of Populus nigra (black poplar), 1260 nucleotides long. RefSeq names its product serine/threonine-protein kinase VIK-like. Gene Ontology annotation, biological process: protein phosphorylation. Lineage: Eukaryota; Viridiplantae; Streptophyta; Magnoliopsida; Malpighiales; Salicaceae. The transcript has 11 exons. Gene Ontology annotation, molecular function: ATP binding; protein kinase activity; protein binding. The record is from RefSeq and is a predicted model, not a curated record. Bases 1 to 1260 code for a protein of 419 amino acids.